UUAGGACCCAGAUGACCUUCAACCCGUUGCCUCACUUCCGACUACGUAGCUGUCGCUAAUUGGCCGAGGGGACUAUAUAAAUGAACGUCACUUCCCGCGGCCUCCCUCUUUCUCUCUUUGAGCCUAACGUGGUCUCCAUACGGCGUUGUCACCGGGUUCCCUGCCGUUACUUUAAAAGGGGAACUUUCACAAUGUCCGGAGGUCUCGAUGUCCUGCAGAUGAAGGAGGAGGAUGUCCUCAAAUUCCUCGCUGCAGGAACCCACUUGGGAGGCACCAAUCUAGACUUUCAGAUGGAACAGUACAUCUACAAAAGGAAAAGUGAUGGUAUUUACAUAAUCAAUCUGAAGAGGACUUGGGAGAAGCUCCUAUUAGCAGCCCGUGCCAUCGUUGCCAUUGAAAACCCAGCUGAUGUGAGCGUCAUCUCUUCCAGAAAUACUGGACAGCGUGCUGUUCUGAAGUUUGCUGCUGCCACCGGCUCUACACCAAUUGCUGGACGUUUCACCCCUGGUACCUUCACAAAUCAGAUCCAGGCUGCCUUCCGUGAGCCGCGCCUUUUGGUGGUUACAGAUCCCCGGGCUGAUCAUCAGCCAUUGACUGAGGCAUCUUACGUUAACAUCCCAACCAUUGCUCUGUGCAACACAGACUCCCCACUGCGCUAUGUGGAUAUUGCUAUUCCAUGCAAUAAUAAGGGGGCCCAUUCAGUGGGUCUGAUGUGGUGGAUGCUUGCCCGUGAGGUCCUGCGUAUGCGUGGCACCAUCUCCCGUGAACACCCAUGGGAGGUCAUGCCUGACCUCUACUUCUACAGAGAUCCUGAGGAGAUUGAAAAGGAGGAGCAGGCUGCAGCUGAGAAGGCAGUUACCAAGGAGGAGUUCCAGGGAGAAUGGACAGCCCCAGCACCUGAAUUCACUGCUGCUGCUGCUGCUCCUGCCCCUCAGCCUGAGGUGGCAGAUUGGUCUGAGGGGGUGCAGGUACCAUCUGUGCCAAUCCAGCCAUUCCCAACUGAAGAUUGGAGUGCCCAGCCUGCCACUGAAGACUGGUCUGCAGCUCCCACAGCACAGGCCACUGAGUGGGUUGGGACUGCCACUGAAUGGUCUUAACUUCAAUACAAGUACAAUGAAAGAGAAGUAAAUAAAAGAUCUGUUUCUUA
Molecule: messenger RNA, 1147 nt
Organism: Chrysemys picta bellii (western painted turtle)
Lineage: Eukaryota; Metazoa; Chordata; Testudines; Emydidae
Product: small ribosomal subunit protein uS2
Biological process (GO): ribosomal small subunit assembly; cytoplasmic translation
Cellular component (GO): 90S preribosome; cytosolic small ribosomal subunit; ribosome
Molecular function (GO): structural constituent of ribosome; laminin receptor activity
Source: RefSeq, a predicted model, not a curated record